UUGGCGGCGGGGACUCGUGUUAUAUGAGUUUUGCGCCGUUUUCGGUUGCGGGGGAUGGAUCGUCCGUGUUGGCAGAGCCGGAUACACCGAGGUCGAUGGCAGAGAUGAAUUUGGGAUUUGGGUUGGAUGGUGGGGUUGGGGGGCUAGGAUCGGGGCCGUGGCCAGUUAUGAGAGAGUUUGCGGAGGGGAAUGAGGUUUGUGGGAGGGGUUUGUUGGGAGAAGAUAUUGAGCAGAGAGUUGUUACGCCGGCCGUUGUGUCGGAGGUUCUUCUUGAUGCACAGGCGGAUCAGGCGUUGGAGUCUAGGCCUGGGGAUGAUGGUGCUGGGUCAUCGUUGUCUGUGAUGGGAGAGCUACAGUCCUUCUUUAGUCGGAUUACACGGUAUGGACAAACCAGGACUUGUCGACAGUCUGCGGAGGUGCAGCUGCGCGCGAUGUUGCAUCGUGAUCUGUCUGCGGACUAGGGCCUAAGAUAUCUAAUGACUAACGAUGAUGAACCUGCGACUAUAUUCAAUGCUAUCAUGAAUCAUAAGAACUUUUAGACCAUCACGCCGUAGCCUCAAUCCCAGAUAUUAACGUUUUCGCAAACUCCUCAAACCUCGCAUAUGAGUAACAAUCUGUCUUGUAUCUCUCAACAAGCGGCCGGUUGUCCGGUUCCUUCUGUCCAACCUUCUUCUUCUCCUGUUCACCCUCAUCAUCACUAUCACUAUCACCAUC
Messenger RNA from Aspergillus ruber CBS 135680, 714 nucleotides. RefSeq lists its product as uncharacterized. The coding region runs from base 24 to 461 and encodes 145 amino acids. The transcript has a single exon. Lineage: Eukaryota; Fungi; Ascomycota; Eurotiomycetes; Eurotiales; Aspergillaceae. The record is from RefSeq and is a predicted model, not a curated record.